Messenger RNA from Eruca vesicaria subsp. sativa (arugula), 573 nucleotides. The record is from the annotation of a GenBank genome assembly. Lineage: Eukaryota; Viridiplantae; Streptophyta; Magnoliopsida; Brassicales; Brassicaceae.
AAGCUCGUCUCUGCAACCAAGGAAGGUCUGAAACUGGAAGAGUCAGAAGACGAGAAGAAGAAAAAGGAGGAGUUAAAGGAGAAGUUUGAAGGACUCUGCAAAGUCAUCAAGGAUGUGCUUCGAGACAAGGUCGAGAAGGUUAUAGUCUCUGACCGUGUUGUGGACUCACCAUGCUGUCUGGUAACAGGUGAAUAUGGAUGGACUGCAAACAUGGAGAGGAUCAUGAAAGCGCAGGCUUUGAGAAACAGCAGCAUGGCUGGGUACAUGUCGAGCAAGAAGACAAUGGAGAUCAAUCCAGAGAAUGCGAUCAUGGACGAGCUGAGGAAAAGAGCUGAAGCUGAUAAGAACGACAAUUCUGUGAAGGCUCUUGUGCUUCUCCUCUUUGAGACUUCUCUUCUCACAUCUGGAUUUAGCUUAGAUGAGCCAAACACUUUCGGGAGCAGAAUUCACAGGAUGUUGAAGCUUGGACUGAGCAUUGAUGAUGAUGAUGUUGUUGAAGCGAUGCAGAGAUGCCUCCCCUUGAAGAUGAUGCCGAUGCUGAAGGUAGCAAGAUGCCAAGAUGGAGGAAGUUGA